AAAGGGCAGUCAUUUCGCUUUCAGUAUUUAGUUUUUCUUUACUUCUUGUUCCGGCUGUUGGCGAAUUACAUCAGUCAAAAUAAACUAGUUGUUUAGCUAUAUCAAAAAUCACCAUGAUGUGUUUAAAAGCCAUCGUGUUGGUAUCUACUAUUGUGUGUUUGAUAAACGCCGAAAUGAUACCACUGAAAGAACGAAUUUUUAAAUGCAAACUCCUCCAGUUAAAAAAACAUCAUUCUAUGCUAGAGAGUAUUUUCCCAUCAAUCGUGGCUUCUCCGGUCGAUUCUGCUGUUACCGGCGAGUAUAUCGUACCCGACGGAGUCACUACAGUUGGUACAGAUCCGGCCCCGGUUCCUACCGCAGUACCUAUAGCACCUCAUCAAGAAGAGCAGAACCCACCCCCUCAGGAAGUUCAGUAUCCGCAGCAGGAAGUUCAGCAUCCACCGCAGGAAGUUCAGUAUCCACCGCAGGAAGUUCAGCAUCCACCGCAGGAAGUUCAGUAUCCACCGCAGACAGUUCAGUAUCCAUCGCAACCGGAAAUCCAGUAUCCACUACAACCGGAAGUCCAGUACCCCGUGCCGCAACAAGAGGGACAGCCCACUGCAGCGCCCCCGCAGGAAGUGCAGAAUCCGCCACAGCAACGACCGCUGUAUCCACCGCAACACAACGUGCAGUAUUAUCCGCCUCAAAACGAAGGGCAAUAUUAUCAGCCGCAAAACGAAGGGCAAUAUUAUCAGCCGCAAAACGAGGGAGUGUAUUAUCCGCCGCCCAACUACCAGGGUUUUACUACCAACAACGUCCCAUAUAACUACCCCGUCUAUGGACAAAACGUACUGAGGUCCGUGAAAUCUCUCGACGGCCAAACGAAUAUGCUCCACCAACGUCCGUACAGAUUAAAUAUGUUGGUUAGAAAGCCGAUCACAUACUACAACGCUCCACCUGUGUACGAUCAGUACGCUGCUCCGCAAUAUAACUAUGUAUCACAAGCGCCAAGAACAGCUCAAGCCCUCACUGGAUCAAAGUCAAAAACGACUUAAUUAUAUUUUAUACUUGCCUCACGUCCAUUUUAUAUUUGUCAUAAUUAUUACAAUAAUUAUUGUAGCUUUUAGUAUUAUUAUACAAUAUACAUACAUACCUAUAUAGCAUGAUGGUAAAAUUGAAAAAAUAAAGAUGUGUUUCAAUGAUGACCAGGACAAUACAAUUAUUCAAUUAUUCUA
This is a messenger RNA of Myzus persicae (green peach aphid), 1214 nucleotides long. Its product is annotated as calcium-binding protein P-like. The record is from RefSeq and is a predicted model, not a curated record. NCBI's taxonomy places the organism in Eukaryota, Metazoa, Arthropoda, Insecta, Hemiptera, Aphididae. Bases 114 to 1034 code for a protein of 306 amino acids. The transcript is spliced from 2 exons.